Molecule: messenger RNA, 3060 nt
Organism: Penicillium brevicompactum
Lineage: Eukaryota; Fungi; Ascomycota; Eurotiomycetes; Eurotiales; Aspergillaceae
Gene: spt16
Product: chromatin-remodeling protein SPT16
Exons: 6
Coding region: 1-3060 (1019 amino acids)
Biological process (GO): positive regulation of transcription elongation by RNA polymerase II; transcription elongation by RNA polymerase II
Cellular component (GO): FACT complex
Molecular function (GO): nucleosome binding
Source: RefSeq, a predicted model, not a curated record
AUGGCUGAGGAUAUCGCUAUUGACAGCAACGCCUUUUUCAGUCGCCUCUCCAGCUUCUAUGCAUCCUGGAAGGCUGAUAAGCGCUCUGGAAAUGCUCUCUUCGGCAAUGCAGGAUCUAUGGUGAUCCUCAUGGGCAAGACUGACGAGGAGAACUCAUUUCAGAAGAACAAUGCAAUGCAUUUCUGGCUGCUCGGAUACGAAUUUCCAGCCACCCUUUUCGUUCUCACAACCGAAGCGAUAUACGUGGUCACCACAGCCAAAAAGGCGAAGCAUUUGGAAUCACUGAAGAACGGCAAGAUUCCAGUUGAGAUUUUGGUCACCACUAAAGAUCCAGAGUCCAAGACAAAGGCGUUCGCGAAGUGCAUUGAAGUUAUCAAAACGGCAGGAGGAAAAGUUGGUACCUUCCCCAAGGACACAGCUUCGGGCCCCUUUGCGGAUGAAUGGAAAAAUGCCUUUGCGGCUGUCUCCAAAGAAAUUGAAGAAGUCGACAUCACACCUGCGCUUUCGGCUGCAUUUGCCAUCAAGGAUUCCGAUGAAUUGGUAUCCAUUCGCAAUGCCUCCCGAGCAUGCAGUGGUCUGAUGUCGGAAUACUUUGUGGACGAGAUGUCUCGUUUGCUCGACGAAGAACAGAAAAUGACACACAAGGCGCUGGCUGCAAAGGUUGAUGCAAAGAUCGACGAUGCCAAGUUCUUCAACAAGUUGGCACGCCUGCCGGCGGAGUUUGAUGCUCAGCAGAUUGACUGGGCUUACGGGCCUGUGAUCCAAAGCGGAGGUGCAUACGAUCUCAAGCUCACAGCCAAAUCGGAUGGCAAGACCCUCGAGCCUGGAAUCAUUCUAUCCAGCUUCGGAAUUCGUUACAAGACGUACAGCUCACUCAUAGGGCGUACCUACCUCGUUGAUCCGACCAAAUCACAAGAAGCCAAUUAUGCUCUGCUGCUGAGUCUCCACGAGGCAACUAUGAAGGAAAUCCGAGAUGGAGUGGUCGCUAAAGAUGUCUACAACAAAGCUAUUGGCCUCCUUCGCACCAAAAAGCCUGAGCUUGAAGCGCAUUUUGUGAAGAAUAUCGGCGCAGGCAUUGGAAUCGAGCUCCGAGACGCCAACAUGGUUCUCAACGCCAAAAACAACCGUGUUCUGAAGAACGGCAUGACGCUCUCUAUCACAAUCGGACUGACCGAUGUGAAGGAUGCAGAUUCGAAGAAUGCCAAGAACGGUGGUUAUUCUAUGGUCAUCACUGAUACAGUCCGCGUGGGAGACAAUGGACCUCACAUCUUCACCAAGGACGCAGGUAUUGACAUGGAUUCCAUCUCGUUCUACUUUGGUGACGAGGAAGAACCCGAAAAGCCAGCCAAGGAAAAGAAAGAGAACAAGUCCAGCGCCAUCGCGAACAGAAAUGUCACACGAACGAAGCUGCGCGCUGAGCGACCAACACAAGUCAACGAAGGAGCGGAAGCCCGGCGUCGUGAGCACCAAAAAGAGCUGGCCUCGAAAAAGACCAAGGAGGGCUUGGAGCGUUUCACAGGUACUACCGGAGAUGAGAACGGAGUUGCACAGAAGAAGUUUAAACGCUUCGAGUCUUACAAACGUGAUAACCAACUUCCCGCAAAGGUUAAAGACCUGACGGUAUACGUUGACCUCAAGACUUCAACUGUCAUUGUGCCUAUCAUGGGCCGGCCAGUCCCCUUCCACAUCAACACCAUUAAGAACGCCAGCAAGAGUGAUGAGGGAGAGUACGCAUAUCUCCGUAUUAACUUCUUGUCUCCGGGUCAAGGUGUCGGCAGAAAGGAUGACCAGCCAUUUGAGGAUUUGUCCGCUCAUUUCGUCCGCAACCUUACCCUCCGCUCUAAGGACAACGAUCGACUUGCACGGGUUGCCCAGGAUAUCAGUGAACUGCGCAAGAAUGCUCUGAGACGUGAACAGGAAAAGAAGGAAAUGGAGGACGUUGUCGAGCAGGACAAAUUGGUUGAGAUCAGGAACCGCCGUCCCGUGAAGCUUCCAGACGUCUAUCUUCGGCCUCCAUUGGACGGCAAGCGUGUGCCGGGAGAGGUCGAGAUCCACCAGAAUGGUCUGCGGUACCUGUCCCCCUUCCGCAAUGAGCACGUCGACGUCCUUUUCAGCAACGUCAAGCAUCUAUUCUUCCAGCCUUGUGCCCAUGAAUUGAUUGUCCUCAUUCAUGUGCACCUCAAGACACCCAUUAUGAUUGGCAAGAGAAAGACCAAGGACAUUCAGUUCUACCGCGAGGCAACAGAAAUGCAGUUCGAUGAAACAGGAAACCGUCGACGCAAGCACCGCUAUGGAGACGAGGAGGAGUUUGAGGCCGAGCAGGAGGAAAGACGCCGCAGGGCCGCGUUGGAUCGAGAGUUCAAGGCGUUUGCCGAGAAGAUUGCCGACGCCGGCAAGGAUGAGGGCGUCGACGUCGAUAUUCCCUUCCGAGAGAUUGGAUUCACUGGUGUUCCAAACCGGUCCAAUGUUCUGAUCCAACCGACCACAGAUGCUCUGGUCCAGCUGACCGAGCCUCCCUUCACCACGGUCACAUUGAACGAAAUCGAAAUUGCUCAUCUGGAGAGAGUUCAGUUCGGACUCAAAAACUUCGAUUUAGUAUUUGUCUUCAAGGAUUUCCGCCGGGCUCCGGUUCACAUCAAUACUAUUCCGGUUGAAGCUCUGGAAGGUGUGAAGGACUGGCUUGAUUCAGUUGACAUUGCCUUCACCGAGGGACCGCUCAACUUGAACUGGACUACGAUCAUGAAAACAGUUGUCAGCGAUCCUUUCGGCUUCUUCUCAGACGGUGGUUGGUCCUUCCUGUCCGCCGAGUCAGACUCCGAGGGCGAUGAUUCGGAGGAGGAGUCUGCAUUCGAGUUGUCUGACGAGGAGCUUGCGGCUGGAGACGAGAGCUCUGAAGAAGAUAGUGAGUUCGAUGACGACGCGAGUGCCGAUGCUAGCGAUGAAGAAUUCAGCGGCGACGAGGAGAGUGGUGAGGAUUGGGACGAGCUCGAAGAGAAGGCUAAGCGUAAGGAUAAAGAAGACAACGACGACAGCGAUCGUGGAACCAAGCGCAAGCGUUAA